AGCUGCUCGGUGACGCGCGGAGGUCACAGUAUGGGGCUGGCUCGGGUGAGUCGGCUGUGAUUCUCCCCGGUGACCCUCCGCCACCGGCCGCAGACAUGGCCAUCGCUCACAUCGCCACCGAGUACGUGUUCUCCGACUUCCUGCUGAAGGAUGCGUCCGAGGCCAAGUACAAGGGGCUGCGGCUGGAGCUGGCGGUGGACAAGAUCGUGUCGUGCAUCGCCGUGGGGCUGCCCCUGCUGCUCAUCUCGCUGGCCUUCGCCCAGGAGAUCACCAUGGGUGCCCAGAUCUCCUGCUUUGCCCCCGGCAGCUUCUCCUGGAGGCAGGCGGCCUACGUGGACUCUUUCUGUUGGGCAGCCGUCCAGCAGAAGAACUUGUCAAGCAGCGAUGCUGGCAACAUCCCCCUGUGGCUUCACAAGUUCUUCCCGUACAUCCUGCUCCUGGUGGCCGUUCUGCUCUACCUGCCGUCCUUGUUCUGGAGGUUUACGGCAGCUCCUCAUCUCUGCUCCGACCUGAAAUUUAUCAUGGAGGAGCUGGACAAGUCCUACAACAGGGUCAUCAAAGCUGCCAACGGCAAGAGCAGCGGCAAGAAAGAAGGGGCCAGUUCGCAGACGCUGAGUGACAACCUAUCACAGAGCCUGUUGGAGAUCUCAGAGGGUCACGUCAAGUACCCAUUUGUGGAACAGUAUCUGAAGACAAAGAAGACCUCUUACAACCUAAUCAUCAAGUACCUCAUCUGCCGAUCCUUGACGCUGGUGAUUAUGCUCUUGGCCUGUAUCUACCUCGGCUACUACAUCAGCCUCUUCUCCCUGACAGACGAGUUCAGCUGCAACAUCCGCACCGGCAUCCUGAAGAAUGACACCACGCUGCCGUCCUUAAUCCAGUGCAAGCUGAUCGCAGUGGGAGUCUUUCGGCUGCUCAGUUACAUUAACCUGAUUGUCUACUGCUUUGUCAUGCCUUUUGUCAUCUACGCCAUGCUGGUACCCUACAGGAGACGGUCCGACGUGCUGAAAGUGUACGAGCUGCUGCCCACCUUCAGCAUCCAGCAGUGUCACUCCAAGAGCUACGACGACCUCAGCAUCUUUCUUCUGUUCUUGGAAGAGAAUGUAAGUGAACUCAAGUCUUACAAGUUCCUCAAAGUGCUGGACAACUUGAAGGACACGGGAGAAGACUUUGACACCAUGCAGCUUCUGACAUCGCUUGGGACUGUGAAGACGGACACGGUUGACGGGAAGCAGACGGCAUUUAGAAAUGCAGCUCUGCCGCCUGCAGGGCAAGAUGGUGCUGAGCUUAAAGAACUGACCACAAACGACGGGGUAAAGACGUCUACGGAGGAUAAGAAAGUCAGACAGAGACUUCUAGAUUCGUCAUGCUGAUCAAUGCCUCGAACCUCUCCAACCAUGUUUACAGCAACCAUUGCGGCCAUUCACUGCACGAGCGGACAGCCGGACUGCGGCUGAACCAUUACUACUCAGGUCUUCCUACCGAGGGGCCAUAUGGAGACUUAAUGUGGAGCUGUACCUUUAAGGCCGCAAUCAAAUGCAAGUUGCUUGUGUCCAAGGACUCUUUGCGAUACUAAUGAGCUGUCAAUCAAACUCCUACAGACUGACCGGUUUUGUCUUUAGGUAUAACAGUGCCUCAAAGAAAAAAAAGAAAAAGAAAAAACUUAAUAUUAACACUGGAUGUCACAAAACUGGAAAACUGAUAAAACUGCAUAAUACGUGUUUUUAGGACGUUCUUAAGUUUACAUUUAAUGACUUUUUUCUUUUUUUAAAAAAAAAAUGGCAGGGAGCCGCUGCCGCUGGAAAUGUUGUGUUCUUUCUACAAGCCUAGAUGGCAAAGUAGAGCUCCUCCUGCAGGAAGGAGAUUGUAGCGCCACCUUCAGGUGGUUACCUUGCAAAGUAUGUUUACGUUGCGUAUUUUAUAGGCCGAAAAAAAUAAUAAUCUGAUGCCAAAAUCCACCCGUUUACAAGCAUAUUUUUGAUGGGUUUUCAGUUUUUUGCGGACAUUUUGGCAGCUUUCUCUGCCUCCCGUUGACUGGAAAGAUUUGGCACAUAACCCGUGCAAAUUUCAGAUCGUCAGUGUACAUAUUGAUGUCAGUGGGACACAUUUUGUGGGUAUUCCACCCCUAUUCUGCGCUAAAAUACAUGUGAAAACCUGCCACGUGAACAUACCCUGAGUGAAUGUGAAACUUUUCCGGGGCCGCAAAUUAGUCGUGUUCCUGAGCUGCUCCGCGGGUUCUGGUUAUCUGUGUGACAUGCUGUGGUGCCGCCUCUAGGUGGCAGUAAAGAGACAGUUUUCUUCCACCCUGUAGCAGAGCUCAUUUGCAUACUUUUUCCCAGGGAGCAUUGCUCUAAGGACACCCUGUCAGCCAGGUCUCCAUAAGGAGAAUGUGUAUCGGCCAUUGCACCUAGGUUGUCUGAACCGACCCAAUGCUGCAGUGGGAAGUGGUGUUUUUUUGUGCUUCUCACUAUCCCAACCCUUUACAUAAAUCUCAUUGAAGGCUUCCAGUCCUGCCUUGAUCAUUAGAAGGGGCCCUGGUGCCCUCAUUAUGUUUUUGGAUACAAGUCGCUGGAGUUCAGUUUAGUUGCACUAGAGUGAAUAUAGCAGAGCGGAAUUUGUCAUUUGAUGAGGGUCUGCUACCUUUUGUUUACCAACAGUCCUAUGUAAAAUCGUAUAUAACAAACAUAUCCCAUUAUGACAAACUCAUCUCUGCCACAUCCAAACUAAAGCCAUGUAUAUAGCUUUGCCGAGUUGCGCCAAAUACCAAUUGCAAUCUAUGGAGCAACAAGAGACCCAUCUCUAUGACCAGCAUCCAUUUAUGCAACUAUGGCGGCGUGCACACUUGCGUUUAGGAGUCCCAUCCUCUGAAGCUUGUGACUAGAGUCCCUCCCUUAUUCCUCUCCUUUUCCCAUGGGCUCACCUCUGGGAUUUCUGCCAGGAACCAGAAAGCGGGUCUAUCUCGUGAGGGCCGGAGAUUUGGCAGCGGGUGUGCCGGCAGUCCAUUAUAGUCUGAGAGCAAGCUUGCUUAUCUCCCAUUUGGCUGCUCACCAGCCAGAGGUGGACAACGGGAACAGGAAUGGCUUUCCAUGCCCCAGAUUUUAGUUUGUCCGCUUUCUACGUGUACUAUAUAAUUUUUAUACAUUGGGUUGUUUAUGGGCUAGUGUUCUACAUUAGUUACUGGUGGUGUAGGGGUUAAUAUGCUGUUGUAUAGCAGUCAAGGGUUAAACCCAGAUGUUCCCUGAGGCCUAGGGUUUGAGGUAAGAGUCUAUAUACACCAUAAUGCAUGUCAGUGGUAUACGUAGGGAGGAUUUCCCAACAUGGACCUCUGACGUGUGUUGCUAUAUGCAUAGCUUGGCAUACAUCGCCCAUAGGCUUCUAAAAAGUAUACUAUGCGGUAUACAGGUUUUCCCAAGAUGCCGCAGGCUAUGUUUAUUUCAUACAGCAGAAAAAUUAUAUAGGACACUAUUUUGGCCACCGUUGGUAGAAUAUACAUUGCAUUGGGAGUCUUCAGACCCGUUCAAUUUUUUUUUUUGCAUUUUUUUUUUUUUUUAAUGUUAUAUAAAAUUUUAUUCUGUUUUCCCCAUCAUUCUGCACUCACUACCCCAUAGUGAGAAGUGAGAACAGAAUGUCCAAACUCUAGACCCUUUGCUCAGGAUUUAGAUAAAGUCCCUUGGGCAGCGAUUACAGCCUCCAGUCUUCCUGGGGGUGAUGCCACAAGGUUCACACACCUGGAUUUGGGGAUUUAUUUAUAUUUUUUUGCCAGGCUGGAUAAGGACUCUGGGAGGACAGACAUUUUCAGGUCUCUCCAGAGAUGUUGGAUUUGGUUCAAGUCAGGUCUCUGGAUUUUUUUUUUUUUGUCCCCUUCUCCAGAUCCGUGUCCCCCCACACAAUCCUGUCUCUGAGCUCUACAGGCAGUUCUUUCCUCCUCAUGGCUU
Messenger RNA from Bufo gargarizans (Asiatic toad), 3935 nucleotides. It is a transcript of the gene PANX1, whose product is annotated as pannexin 1. NCBI's taxonomy places the organism in Eukaryota, Metazoa, Chordata, Amphibia, Anura, Bufonidae. The coding region runs from base 96 to 1373 and encodes 425 amino acids. Gene Ontology annotation, biological process: positive regulation of interleukin-1 production; monoatomic cation transport. Gene Ontology annotation, molecular function: channel activity. The transcript has 5 exons. The record is from RefSeq and is a predicted model, not a curated record.